UAUCUCUCGUGUCUGGGGUGCCCUGCAGCCACCUCCAGAAGACUAGAGGCCCGGGAAGCGGCUGCCAGGAGCACCGGCCAAGGGGUUGGAGGUGGGGUGGUGAGCCCGGAUCUUCCCUUCUCGGGCACCCUCAGCUGAGUUCGGGUUGCUCUGCCAUGAACCAUCCAGCCCCUAGGGCCCCGCCGCCGCCCCCCCGCCGUGUGCGGCUGAAGCCUUGGCUGGUGGCCCAGGUGAACAGCUGCCAGUUCCCUGGGCUCCAGUGGGUCAAUGGAGAAAAGAAAUUCUUCUACAUCCCCUGGCGCCAUGCCACGCGGCACGGGCCCAGCCAGGAAGGAGAUAACACCAUCUUCAAGGCCUGGGCCGUGGAGACCGGCAAGUACACGGAGGGGGUGGACGAGGCCGACCCCGCCAAGUGGAAGGCCAACCUGCGCUGCGCCCUGAACAAGAGCCGCGACUUCCGCCUCUUCUACGACGGGCCCCGGGGCAUGCCGCCGCAGCCCUACAAGAUAUAUGAGGUCUGCUCCAGCGUCCCCGCACCCGCAGAGUCCCAGCCCAGUGAGGAGUACACAUUUGGUGCUGAAGAAGAGGACGAGGAGGACGAGGAAGAGCUCCAGAGGAUGUUGCCAAGCCUGAAACUCACAGAUGCAGCACAGCCCGGACCUCCUCUGGCUCCUUACACUUUACCCAAAGAGGAGGUCAAGUGGCCACCUGUCCUGGUCCCCCCUGCUCCAGACCCCAGGCUCCUGGUCCCUGACUCCGGCCACCCCGGAGGCUUCGGGAACCUUCUCCCUGAGGACCUGCCGAACCUGCAGCCUGACCCCAUGGGCGCCAGCCUGCUCUCCACGGGUGACCAACCCAUGCCCGACCUUCUCAUCAACCCCCACAUGCUGCCCCUGACCGACCUGGAGAUCAAGUUUCAGUACCGGGGACGGCCACCUCGGACCCUAACCAUCAGCAACCCCCACGGCUGCCGGCUCUUCUACAGCCAGCUCGAGGCCACGCAGGAGCAGGUGGCUCUCUUUGGGCCGGUGAGCCUGGAGCAGGUGCGUUUCCCCAGCCCCGAGGACAUCCCCAGCGAAAAGCAGCGCUUCUACACCGGCCGGCUGCUCGACGUCCUGGACCGGGGGCUCCUGCUGCAGCUGCAGGGCCAGGACCUGUACGCUGUGCGCCUGUGCCAGUGCAAGGUCUUCUGGAGUGGACCCUGUGCCAGCACGGCCCAGGGCUGCGGCCCCAACCCCAUCCAGCGGGAGGUCAAGACCAAACUCUUCAGCCUCGAACAUUUUCUCAACGAGCUCAUCCUGUUCCAGAAGGGCCACACAGACACCCCGCCACCAUUCGAGAUCUUCUUCUGCUUUGGGGAGGAGUGGCCUGACCGCAAACCUCGAGAGAAGAAGCUCAUCACCGUUCAGGUGGUGCCUGUGGCAGCUCGCUUGCUACUGGAGAUGUUCUCUGGGGAGCUCUCCUGGUCAGCUGACAGCAUCAGGCUACAGAUCUCCAAUCCAGACCUCAAGGACCGCAUGGUGGAGCAGUUCAAGGAGCUGCACAAUAUCUGGCAGGCCCAGCAGCGGCUGCAGCCUGUGCCCCAGGCGCCUCCCGUGGCUGGCCUUACUGGUGGCCCUGCGCCCUGGCCCAUGCACCCCGUCGGCAUGCAGUAGCCACGCUUCAGGCCGCGACUGGCCCGCACAUCCCCGGUGCUGAGCUGGACUUCUGUGCAAAUGCCCGACUGGAAGGUUCAGUCUGCAUGAAUUUGGGCCAUGUAGGAGAGCCACUGAGGUCCAGGUUCUCUCUGUGGAACUUUCAGGAAGCAGGAAGCCAGGCUCUGGAGGAACUUAGUCCCACCUCCUAGGACCAAUUCAGGUUUGGCUUUCUCACCUUUCUCCUCCUGAACUAGACUAGUGAGAGCUGAGGCUCCACAGCAGGUGUUUAAGGCUGGCAGCUCCCUCUGUUCUUGAGUUUGAGAAGCUGGGGUAGAACAUGGGAGUGGAUGUAUUUUUUUGACUAAUAAAUGUAAAACAAAAAAUAGA
Messenger RNA from Erinaceus europaeus (western European hedgehog), 2024 nucleotides. RefSeq names its product interferon regulatory factor 5 (gene IRF5). The transcript is spliced from 9 exons. Gene Ontology annotation, biological process: regulation of transcription by RNA polymerase II; immune system process. Bases 156 to 1655 code for a protein of 499 amino acids. The record is from RefSeq and is a predicted model, not a curated record. Lineage: Eukaryota; Metazoa; Chordata; Mammalia; Eulipotyphla; Erinaceidae. Gene Ontology annotation, molecular function: protein binding; RNA polymerase II cis-regulatory region sequence-specific DNA binding; DNA-binding transcription factor activity, RNA polymerase II-specific. Gene Ontology annotation, cellular component: nucleus.